This is a messenger RNA of Lactuca saligna, 661 nucleotides long. The record is from the annotation of a GenBank genome assembly. Lineage: Eukaryota; Viridiplantae; Streptophyta; Magnoliopsida; Asterales; Asteraceae.
AUGGUUCUUUCUCCAUUUUCAAAACUGAUUAAACGAGAAAGAUGGUUUUUUAAACCAUCAAAAAAGUGUAAUGGUUUAAUCACUACAAAAGAUAAAGUUAAGGGACUAAAUCAAGAAAAUGAUGAAAAUACAAGUGGAAUUUUUGCUCUUUAUUUUGACCUAACUCCUCAUUCAUCAUUCUGCGGUUUUACCCCAAUCUCCCCUUACGCCAUUAUCGAUCGGACUUCGCUCUAUAGGGGAUCCUCUCACUCUUGUUUGCUAUGUCGUUCGCCGCUUGCUCCUUCAAUUGAUAGAUUUUUCUCGAUCGUCUUCCUCCCUACCAGGUUCUGCUCCACUCUACUUCUUGAGAUAAAGUUUCUUAGCUUAGGUUCCACUCCACUCCACUCUGCUCCAGAUUGGAAAGAGAAAAAACAAACAUGCUAUUGUUGGAUUUGAUGGUUCUCAAAAGGUGAUUCAUUUUGUUUUGCCAUUUUGGUUGAGCAUACGUGGCGGUUCAAAUCUACAUUGUUUGGUUGUAUUUGUAAUUAGUAUCAGUUUUGGUGAUUAGACAACCUUGUAGAAUAAUUUUCGAUGAUAUAAUAUAUCUAUAAAAUCAAUGUAACUAUUAAAUUUAUAUUUACUAUACUUUUAUAUAUUUUUAUGAAUAUUAUAAUUGGAAAAU